This is a messenger RNA of Trifolium pratense (red clover), 1584 nucleotides long. RefSeq names its product tubulin alpha-5 chain-like. The coding region runs from base 562 to 1524 and encodes 320 amino acids. Gene Ontology annotation, biological process: microtubule cytoskeleton organization; mitotic cell cycle. Gene Ontology annotation, molecular function: GTP binding; structural constituent of cytoskeleton; GTPase activity. The record is from RefSeq and is a predicted model, not a curated record. NCBI's taxonomy places the organism in Eukaryota, Viridiplantae, Streptophyta, Magnoliopsida, Fabales, Fabaceae. The transcript has 7 exons. Gene Ontology annotation, cellular component: microtubule; cytoplasm.
UUGUGAAAUUGUUCUCUCUCUCUUCCCCUCUCUCUCUCUCUCGUACGCUCUCCCUCUUUCUCAUCAUCCCACAGUUUCAUCUCUCUCACUCCCCAUCUCAUCCUUCACCAUAACAUCCACACCACAACCUCCACCACGAUCUACGAAUCAAUCACUCGUCAUGAGAGUGAGGGAGUGGCCGAGUGAGAGAAGAUUUACCGGCGGGAGAGAAGUUCUGGCGAGGAGGAGGAGUUCCGGCCGGGAGAGUUCUUGUGGCCGUUUGUGGUGACACGGCGGUGCUCGGCAACGGCGGCGACGAAGCUUCUUGCUCCUUCUUUCCUCUGAUUACCUUUAGCAUUCUAUUUGUCCUUGUAAUUGCAUUUGUAUCAGAUGGUUUGAGUACAGUGCCGGACAAAGCAUCUGUCCUUUCUUCAAACACAUCCUUCAGCCAUGAAUUUCACGAACAUGGGGAUCAGAUAAUAAAGAAUUGCUUCAGAGGGAAGUUGGUUUUCGGUGGUUAUUCAGUUUCAAAUCAAAAUCACCGGAAACGCCAGUCGCGCCACCACCACAAAAGCUUUCUCUAUGCGACAGACAGCAUUUCCACUUGCCAUGGGUUGCGGCUCCUCUUUUUCAGUUGGAAGAGAAAUUGUUGAACUAUGCCUCGAUCGUAUCCGAAAAUUAGCAGACAGUUGUACUGGAUUGCAAGGAUUCUUGGUAUUCAAUGCUGUUGGUGGAGGUACUGGUUCUGGUUUGGGAUCAUUACUUUUGGAACGAUUGUCUGUAGAUUAUGGCAAAAAGUCUAAACUCGGCUUUACCAUCUAUCCUUCUCCUCAGGUAUCUACUGCAGUUGUUGAACCUUACAACAGUGUUCUUUCCACGCAUUCACUUCUUGAGCACACUGAUGUGGUUGUACUUUUGGACAAUGAAGCAAUAUAUGAUAUAUGCAAAAAAUCAUUAGAUAUAGAAAGGCCAACUUACACUAACUUCAACCGUUUGAUUUCUCAAAUCAUCUCUUCCCUGACAACUUCCUUGAGAUUUGACGGUGCAAUCAACGUGGAUAUUACCGAGUUCCAGACAAACCUGGUUCCAUAUCCUCGUAUUCAUUUCAUGCUUUCAUCUUAUGCUCCUGUAAUAUCCGCUGCAAAGGCCUACCAUGAGCAGAUAUCAGUUCCGGAGAUCACCAACUCAGUUUUCGAGCCAUCAAGUAUGAUGGCUAAGUGUGAUCCUAGACAUGGAAAGUACAUGGCGUGCUGCCUUAUGUAUCGUGGAGAUGUUGUGCCUAAAGAUGUGAAUGCAGCAGUUUCAAAUAUCAUAACAAAGAGAACAGUUCAGUUUGUUGACUGGUGUCCAACUGGUUUCAAGUGUGGUAUAAAUUACCAGCCACCAACUGUAGUACCGGGAGGUGAUCUUGCCAAGGUGAUGCGCGCGGUUUGUAUGAUAAGUAACAAUACAGCUGUUGCCGAGGUUUUCUCUCACAUUGAUCAUAAAUUUGAUCUCAUGUAUGCUAAGAGGGCAUUUUUAUUGUCAUGCACUCAUGGCUGUUAAGAAUUAUAUUGACAUGCAAAAAAGAGUUAAUAAAUAGUUCACAUAUAUGAUUGAUUUUAA